AGGAACCAUGACUUGUAAUUAGCGUCGUUCUUCAUCUCCGUCUUCUCUCUCUAUUUGUCUCUCUCCCACCCCCUUCGAAUCUCGCAAAAAAAUCAAUCUUUCUUCAUCUUCCGGAAAGAGAAAGCAAGGAUCUGCCAUGGAUGAGUAUACGCGAGAAAUGAUGGACCUUAAGACCCUCGUUACGCGAACCCUAGAGAAGAAGGGCGUUCUCGCCAAGAUCCGAGCUGAGUUGAGAGCAAGUGUUUUUGAGGCAAUUGAGGAAGAAGAUAGGGCAAUAGAGAAAGAUGAUGGCUUACCCGCUGCACUAUUGGGAAGCUGCAAUGAUCGUGCAAAGCGACUUCAUGCUACCGCACCAGGAAGCUUGCUAACUGCUUUGGUUUGUGAAUAUUUAGACUGGGCACAACUUAACCAUACAUUAAAGGUUUACUUGCCAGAGUGUAAUUUGCAAAAAGAUUCCUGGAAAUCCGAGUUGAAAGACUUUAGCAGCAAGAAUGGUUAUGAUCUUAACAAGACUGGUGAUAGUCCUUUGCUUUUGGACGUCCUCGAAGGAUUUUUGAAGUAUGAGGAUUCACAGAACUUAUCCCAAUCAAGAGGAGCUGGGAGGAGACUAGCUAUUAACGAAAAUGAACCAGCAUCUAAUUUAGAAUCAAGAAACACUAGAAGACCAACGUCAUCAUCAGUUGUUGGUGGUUUGCCUCCUCUUGGAAGGUCCAUCCCUGCUUCCCAUGCAUCUGAUAGGAGAGCAGGUUCGUCUACAUCAGGUUACAGGAAAGACGAGUAUAAUUGGCGAUACGAGAAUGACGAGUCGCCAGAUGAUGUAAUUCGUGCAUCGGCUGAUAUGGAGAACCUUCAAUUGGGUAGAAAAGCCAAGAAUUUAACAUCUUCUUGGAGGUAUGGAGGGGAUGGAAUCGCAGACGAUGAUGGGAGGGGUGGCUGAUCGAUUGAUCGCCAAUGGCAAAAACAAUACCCUAAACCUGCUUAAUUGGUUUUGUAGGUUUGUUUGUAUUUUAUUUCUAGCUAUUGUAGUGUCGUUAUAUGUAGGAAACAUUGCGGUUGUGUUGCAAUUUGUGUUAGUAAUUUGCUUGGCUUCUUCUUUAUGAUUUAAGGAGUUCUGAAAUUGGAAUUUAUUGUCUAAAGGGUGUCUCUUGUGUGGUUUGAAUAUUUAAAUUGAUGUCUCAAGAUGAUGAAUAUUGUUUUUUUU
This is a messenger RNA of Impatiens glandulifera, 1201 nucleotides long. RefSeq names its product protein TONNEAU 1a-like. The transcript has 8 exons. The record is from RefSeq and is a predicted model, not a curated record. Gene Ontology annotation, molecular function: protein binding. Lineage: Eukaryota; Viridiplantae; Streptophyta; Magnoliopsida; Ericales; Balsaminaceae. Bases 137 to 937 code for a protein of 266 amino acids.